Messenger RNA from Sitodiplosis mosellana (orange wheat blossom midge), 1879 nucleotides. RefSeq lists its product as uncharacterized. The transcript has 3 exons. NCBI's taxonomy places the organism in Eukaryota, Metazoa, Arthropoda, Insecta, Diptera, Cecidomyiidae. The coding region runs from base 1358 to 1666 and encodes 102 amino acids. The record is from RefSeq and is a predicted model, not a curated record.
UGCACUACCAAGAACACGAACCUAUAGAUAUACCCAUUUUCACAGAGGAAACAUGGACUCACCCGCACAUGAUUCACCGAAACAUCUUCUGAAUGUCCUGAUCGAUGACUGUGUAGACGAAAUCUUUCGUCGCAUAUUUUGUUUAGAAGAUUAUCUCAACAUGUCGGAAGUUGGGGGCAACACAGGCAAAAAUCGAAAAAAAAGUUAAUUUUUUUUUCGAUUCUCAUACAGUAUUCAAUGUGCCCAAUCCAUUGGUGCUAUCGGCACAUAGGAAUUCGCACUCGUUAUCAACUUAUCAUAAUUUUGAAACAGACUGCAUCAUGCCGGAAAUUAAAUUCAAGGAGAAACAACACCAAUUUGAGAAACAAAGUGCCACUAAGCAAGUCUCGGCUUUAAACUGCAACAUGAUUUUUUAUGUUGCACUUUGUUUCUCACAUUUGAUUUGUGUCGCUUUGGUUCAAAAACUUGCGUUGUUGCUCUUUGUUCGUAGGCAAAUGCCAUGCUUCGAUUCAAUUCUCAAAUAUUCGGAGGGAAUUUUUUUGUCGCAACGGUUCAUAUAUAAAACUGAAUGUUCGUCUUUCUGUCUAUCUGUCCUCCUUUUUUUAUUUCCUUGAUUUUAUAAUUUUUGGUUUUGUAUAUGCAUAUGCCAUUAGAAUUCUUGCGGCUUAAAUAACAGAUUCACAUAUCAGUUUUGAUUUUCAAAUUAAAUUUUCAGAAGUUUGAAGAAAUUUUUUUCCCAUGUUUUUCGUUAUCAUUUGUAUCCUUAGCUGAUUAACAUGAAUAAUUUAAUUCCCUCUAGACAACGUUAUAAAAAUAAUACUUAAAUUUCAAUAUAUACACCGUACAUAAAUAGUGUGAUCCAAUUGUUAAUAUGGUGCUUAUUAAUUUCCAAACGUUUAUAUCAUAUUAUCGAAUAAGAGGCACAACAAAGUGAAACAUGAAUGUGAAUUUUCUUUGACUGAUGAAACUAAAUUUGUAAAUCUGAAUAUCACUUGAUUUGAAUAUCCUAUCGCCGAAGUAGCUGGUUAAUUAUAACGCAAUCUAGUAUAACACAAAUUCCGAAUAAUUAUUUGCAAUUUUAAAUAAUUCUUAUCAAUUCCGAAUUUUCCAAGUUAAAUGGCAAUUAGCUUCGAAAUUAAAAAAAAAACACUUUUAAAAGAUGCAUUGGUCAUGUACAGGAUUCACUUCUAGUCCUAUGUGUUUUUGAGUGAGAAUAUUUAAUAUGCAUUCCUUCGAAAUGCCAAAUGAUCCUGUUGUAGCUAUUUUCGAACCGAAUCACCAUCAAAUUUGAUGAGGGAAAUCGCAUAAUAAUGAAUUACGAUGCUGUAUUAGUUUCCCCCUUGAUGUGCAUGCACACAUGAAUAGAUAUAUUCUUAUGAGCAAAGAUGAGUUCUUCCGAAAAGUCAACAAUUUAAACGAUCCAGACACAAUAACAUUGGUCACCUGGGAAGCUGACGGGAGAGACAUUGGAUUCGGUCCUGCCGAUUGGAGAAGUUUCAGCGGUGGAACUGCUCCAGGUGCAAACAAUGGAUUCCGUGCACAAUUCCUGUACCGAGAAAAGCAAGAUGCUUUUGAUGCAUAUUUGCGUAUGAACGGAAAAUUUCGACAUGUCUAUUUAAAAUGUGGAUUUCUGGGCGACGACGUAAAAAACGGAAAUCCAAUCUAAACACUCAUACAAUCUAACUGCCACAUUUUCAUUCCAACCCAAACGAAAGACAGACAAAUCAAAACGUCAACAUAGAAUUAUUUUCUUCCAUUUGUAUCUUUAUUGCAUAGAAAUUGUCAAACAGGGUAAUUAAAUUGAUUUCGAGAGAAUCGUAUUCAAUAUUUUAGUUCCGAGCAAUAAAAGAAACAAAUACACAGUUGAAAUGGCAUUAAA